GUAUCAAAAUCGAGAAAAACUUAUGCACAGACCGCCUUCAUUUGGAAGAUUUCAUCAAUCAAAUUCAUUAGAAAGGGCGGUAAGAAUUGAAAACUUAGCAGAACUGAAGACGACUGAACAAAGAUCGAACAAAAAGAAAACAAAGAAACAAAUCUCAAAGUAAAGAACAUAUCGAUAGGAGAUUAUCUCAUGGUAAGGCGUUCUUUGUUUUGUUGACCAGAAGCCUUCCACUGUUCUGAAAGAAAACCCCAUUGUUAGGUUCAUUUUUCAAAAUAUUUUAGGAUGGAAACCCAUAUAUUACCUGUGGUUUGCACACAACGGAGUCGACAUCUCGCUACAUAAAGCUUCAAUAAGAAGAACCAAGACUGUUUGAUAUUCAAGCAUUCGGAAACAAAAUCUGGUAUAUUCAUUAGGACGGCAUAAUCAGGCUGAGAGACAUCAAAACGUUUGCGAAUCAUCCUGAAGGUAAGAACGCACUGUUUCAAUAAAUAGGUUACGGACGCCUGUUGGUAGUUUAACAUAACAAAACUACAUUUUGCUGGUGAUUAAACACUUAUGUGCUCCCGGCAAAAAUUUGAAGGGAAUAAGUUUCAUGUUUUACAUAAACGAGCGAAUGCAGGUGCUUGGUCGAAAAUGACCUGUCUUGAGUCAUGCUUAGGCCUAAAUCCUAUCAUUCUUGACUGAGCAUUUUGUUCAUGAGAAAGUUAUUUUUCAGUUGAACUUGGUAACGAAGCCACCCAUGUGAGUUUAAAGCAAAGGAUCUAAAGUGUCUUAAUUUUGCAGUUUGAAUUCGUAGAUUUUCAUUAACACAUGAUUUAUUUUGAGUCUGAAAUGUCUUGUGGUUUUUUGUUUUGCGUACAAAGUGAAAAUUCCAAGGUCAUUUAUUCUUUGUAGGCUGGUUGGUAUAUUUUGGUAAACCAGAAAAUUAUUGAAUAACUAAACGGGAUAAAACACUUGCCACGAAUGAAAAAUUGUCCUCAGAGCAGUGUAAAUUUUUACGGAGUGGUAAGAAAUUGUCAUCAAAAUGGGUUGAAUGCUGAUAUUUAACAGGUGUUUCCGUUAAUUCGUGUUGGAGACAGAGUUUGAAAAUUACCUCAGUUUAAAUAACAUCCUAAGGAUGUUUUUUGCAAUCCGAAAGUAAACAUUCAAACGAGCUCAUUCAAAUCCAGCACUUUACAACUUCUCAUUGUCUUUAACGGUUAGCGCUUCCUGUUCAAUUUCAAGGCAUAAGGUCGCAAUACUGAAAGCAGACAAACAUUGCUGCAAGGAAGGGCGCAUUUACAUCAAAUGGCUCGUUUGAAGAACGCUUUAAUCAUAAUAAACUUGAAAAGGUUAGCUGCUUUAAGGCGAUCCCUGCUGCCUUGAUUGGUUUGCGAACAAGAUUACUCAUUAAAGCAAUUAACCAAAUACUCCAAUUACGCACGAAGUCAAUUCCAGAAAGAGGGGGUUUUCCGAACGAGGCUGGCAGCCUCCAGCACCCUUCUCCUCGCUUGACCAACGUCAUAUUUCAUUCUCAAACAUAAUUAAUUGUAUAUUUUGGAGUUUUUCAAACUGCAAUCAUCAUCAUCGUGAUCACCAUUUACUAAAGGCAAGAUUUUUCUUCUUUUCAAGGGGUUACCAACUUUCCUUUCAUGACUUGGUGCCUCUUCUCCAACAAAUCCAAAGUUACAGUUUUACAGCAGCAGUGAAUAAUCUUUCGUUUUAAUGCAUCUUAACUUUACUAAAUCAAGAACCUGUGUUGAGAACACGGGACUUCUUUCUAUUUUCCUUUACAGCAUAUACUCAUGAUGUUGUUAACGAAUUUUUAAGGCCGCCAUUGUGGGGAGGGGACAGCCGCCUCCCGGUUCUCAGGAAGUUGGUUUCUGAGAAAAGGCAAAUCUGCAAUAAAAAUAGUACCCCAGGUUGGGGGAAGGGGGUGGAAUAUCAAAUGAAAGUUAAACAUUUUAAACGACUAUAAAAGUAUUCGGAAAUUUAUUUUAAGCUAAUCUUAAGGGUGUGGUCGCAAAAAUUUUUUUAAUCCCAUCAGUUUUUACACAUAGGCUUCCUCGCCUGACACAAUUCAGAAUGUAAACGGAAGUACAUUGGUAGCCUUAAAAUUUCAAGCGUGUAAACAGAAAGCCAAGUGGAGAAGCGGAGGAGCUGAGGAGCUUCUAGCGCUUCUCCACUUCUAUCUGGGGGUGUGGUCAGUCAAAUCUUCCCCCGACUCCACUUUGCCUCUCCAAUCUUCCACCCCUGGCUACGUCACUGCUUGACCACCUCUACUCUCCAAAAAUCACUGCUCCCCUCCCCCUAGAUCACAUUCACUCGUGACAGAGUAAAUCCAACGCAAAAGCAACUUCAGUCGUCUGUUACGACGUAUUUAUAGCAGAUGAAAUACAACAAGUAAAGCGUCAAACACUUGCGCGAAUGACUCCCCCCCCCCUUUGGGGCUAAUGAUGCGACCUCUGUGUACUGACGGUUUGGCCACAUAACAUAAAAGAACAAAUAGUAUAGUAUUCUAAGAUUUAAAAAUUUUAUGUUCUUGACCUUGUUGCUUCACAGACAUUUACGGCCAUUCAUUAAUCCCAUUUAUUAAUGUAUGUAACCGAGGCAGUAUUUAAGCAUAUUAUAAGUAUACUGGAUUUAUCACCGCAUCCCAUUCCAAGCAUCGUCAGCUUCAAAUCAGGCCGAAAGAAUAAUUCCGGGUCUCAUCCUUUUUCUUUUAUCCUAAAUCCUAAUCUGACCAUACUUUAUUUCAUGAGAUUUUAUAGAAAAGAUUAUUUAUUGUGCUUUAUUUCGCAAAACUCAUUACAUUUUCAUACAUCAAGAGUAAAGAUUGCGUUCUUCAAUCUAAAAAUUUUAUGAAUUUCAGUAGUUUUUACUGCUUCGUAGAAAAACGUAUUUGCACGGUUUUUCGACCUACUUUUUAAAGCGUAGAAUUCAAGUUUACAGUAUACGAAGACCCACUUUUGUUUCAUAUUUUUUGUUUUUCUGCUUUUUUGAAAAACACCUUUGGGACUAUUUACAUCCCCUGCGAUGGCGCGCUAUAAAGGCAAAAGACUGUUUGAAGUUUCCUGACAUCUUCAAUCACGAGUUGAAUCAUCCCUGCUCAUUGUUCAUCCAUAGUUCAAAAUUAUUUUGCAUGAAAAAGGUUUUUCUAACUUUAAUUAAUCUAUUUUGCUUUCUAAGCUUUGAGUGUAUCCUGGGUUGUUUCUAAAUGGGUCUCCUCAGAAUUCUUAAAGGAGCAUUUUGACAGUUGCUUACGAUUUGGUGCCAUCAGCGGCAUUACCGCGCCGCUCAUCGUCUCAGGUGCAAAUUGUAUCGUGUAAGUUUUUAAGCAGAGGCUCGAGUGCAGAGCCUUGUGGAACGUCGAAAAAUAUUUCAAACUUAAUUUAUAGGUAGGUUUACCCUUUGAACUGUAGAGCUGUUUACGCCUUUGAGUAUAGAACAAGAUGGUUCUAAGAUGCAUUAGAAGACGGUUGGUAAGUGUGAAAGACAUAGUUGCGACUUAGAACUGUCUUGUUCUUCACACAAAAGCCUACACAGCUUACGUACAGCUCUGUCUACUUGACAUACGACGCUAUGAGAGACUGGCGAAACAGUAAUUUACGUCGUAGGCAGGUUCAAGCAGCUCCUGGAUUGGAUUUUGUUUGCAGAUAAAAACGUCAAAUCUUCAAAAAAUUGUUUGUGAUUGAAAUUAAAUUGUUGUUCGAAAUUAAUAUGUGCUUGAUAGUAGGUUAAGGAGCACAAUGACAAUACAAUACGAAUAUUGUUAAAAAGGUAUUUCGGCGGUAAAAAAAUUUUAAAAUGGCUUUGUAAAAAGCAAGCAUUUCAUUUUUUUCUGAUUGACCUAUUUGGAUCCACAACUGGGUAUAUUUUAUCCAUUUUCGUCUUUCAGAACCUUAUUGUGACGUUUUAUACUCUGUUGAGUGUCAGACGAAAAAGCUUUUAAUAUGUUGUAAAAUUUUCCUUUUUUCAAUACCAUUUCAUACUUUGUUCAAGAAUGUAGGGUACAUGGCCCCUUCACUGCCCCUUUGUGCUGGCCGUGUUAACGACUGAUUAACUCGGUUCUAUAAUUACGUUUGACUUCAUUUCUCAAAGCCAUUUCUGCUGCUUACGUCACUAACCCAUGAAACCAGUGAAUGAAACAGUGCGAUUAUAAUCCCUUUUUGCCAAAGUAGCCACGACUGCUUACAAUCAAAUUCAAAGGCUUUCCUCAAACAGUAUGGAUACUGAUGUGUCUUUGAUCUUUAAUUAUUCAACAGUGUUGCAGAUUUUUAAGAAUUAAUCCUUGAAAUUCUUAGGCAGCAGGUGUUGUCUGGCCUUUCCCUGAAAGAGUCUUGACUGCAGCGCUUAUCCAAACCAAUUUGUUAUAUUGCAAGAAUAACGGCUGAAGCAAUAACACUCCAAUCGAUACGCCUAGGCCGGCUCGGUAGAGUGUCAACCGCAAAACAAUGCCCGAUCACUGCAUGACGUGAUGCCAAGGUGAACUACUACAUGAAAAAGCGACUAAUUAAAUUCCAGCUGCAAAAAGAAAGAUGGAAUCACCGAUGCGAGGCUUCGUGCCGAGCGCCAGCGAAGAGAGAUCAUUCAACCCGAAUACCAAUCAGUGGCUGAUUGUUAUGAAAUCGAUUCAGACUUUGGACGAGACGCUUGGCGAAUUGGAAGAGAAGCUUAAGUCGCAAAGUGCUAAUUUACCCGGAAGGAUAAAGGAGCUCUUUAGGAAGGAUAAGAAAAGCUUUGAUGAAUCGUGGGAAGGAUUAAAGGCUAACUGGGUGUCGAAAUGUCGCGAGAUAAGCUCGCUCAAGAAGUCGAUCAAUAGGAUCACAGAUGAAAAGACUAGGCUGCGAGAUGAGAACCAAGGAUUAGAGAAAUCUAUUUCUAGAUUGCAAGGCCAGUUUAGCCAGGCCGUGCAAUCGAGCCUAUCCGAGAUUCAGUCAUUGACAUCAGCUAACUCGGAUCUAUCAGUUCAGUUGCAAAAGAUGAACGGAUUGAAGGGUGAAAUCAGCAGUUUCAAAGAUAACGUUCGUGCCAAGAUAAACAACAUAAAGAAAAAGCUGACAGCAAUUCCUAAUAAUGGCAACGUGCAGCAAACUAUCGAAUCAGCAACGAAAGAUGAUUGGGCACAGAUCGACAAGUUGUUGUCUUCACUUAAGUUUGAUGACAUUCUGUCAAAGGAUAUAAUAGAAACAGCGCAUCAAUUGGGUAAUAAUAUCGAAAAUAAAAGAAUGGAAACUCUAGAAAGUCAUUUGCAAGAAUUAGAGAAAGAAUUAACGGAGAAAAAUAGCAGAAUAAAAUAUCUGGAACUGCAAAGUGAGGAUUUAUUGAAAGAAAGGAGUGUUGUUGUGAGUGAUGUUAAUGAAGAGGAAAGGAACUGGUUUGAUUACAUGAAAAGGUCGAUAAUGCCAGGAAAGGCAUCACAUGAUGAUUGCCUAGAGGCCUUUGAGGUGGCAUACAUGGUCAAAGGCAUCAAGUCAGCAAAGCAUUUGUGCAUUAAUGCAAAGGAAGGUCUUGCAGAAGUAUAUCAACGUACAAUCACAAAUGAAGAUGAAUUGCACGAGGUGAAAGAUUCAGCGGAUGAAAUACACGCAAAGCUCAAAGCGUCACAGCAGAAAAUGGAGAGUGCAGAGGCUGAAAAUGAGUAUUUAAGAAGAAAACUGGAGCAAGAAGAGAGUAAAAUGAAAAUAUCACGGGAUGAGGUGAUAUCGCUGCAGAGUCGAGUACACAUGUUGACACAGGAGAAGGAAGGACUUGAGCUGCAAAUUGGAGGUAUGAAAGGGGGGAAGGAAGAUUUCAAGGAGUUUUGCUCAAAUUUAAGCAUUGAAAACGAGAAAUUGUUUGCUGAAAUAUCGCGGAUACAGUUAGAACGGGAUUCGAUUUUCGAGAAGCAACAAGAAACAGGAAAAAAAUUGGCCAAUGCUUUAAAGUCUAUUGAAGUUAUGGAGGAAAAAUGCGAUCUGCUGGAGAGACAGCAAAUGAAGUUGAAAAGAGAAUUCCAGGAGCAAAGCAGAGAACUUGAGCAUUGCUCCAAGGAAAAUGAAGAAUUGAAGACACUUUUGCACGAGAAAGAAGAUUCUUUUAGCGAAUGCAAAAACGAGUUUAGGAAUAUUGACAUUGUGAAUAAGGAUUUGGAAGAUCAGAUAUUUCAGCUAACGAAUGAUAAUCAGAAAUUGAAGAAUGAGUUAGGAAAGAUGAAAUCGAGCAAGAAACAGUUAGAAGCAGAAUUGAAAGAAAAGAAACUCAGGAUUGAACAUCUUCUUGAAGCGGAAAGAAAGGUUGAAGAGAAGUUGAAAGAUAUAAUGAAGGAUGGAAGAGCUGGAGAGACAACAAGCUCACAUUUGCAAGCCGAGUUUGAUAUUAAUGAGAAGUUCUUGGAAAAGUCUCUUCAUCGAGCUUCGCAACUCGAUGGUAUUGUGCGUCAAGUUUUGAAGCAACUCAAAGAAUGGGCUGGUGACGUCGUAAGCGAAAAAGACAGAGCAGAAACAGCCAAAAUGUUGGAUGGGCUGAUAAAGAAAGAUUUUACUAAUGAAGAAGAAAUCAACUCAGAAGAAUUAGAGUCAAUCUUCGAGUUUCUAGCGACGGUUAAAAAGUCAACAAGACAACAUUUGCAAGAAACAAAAAAACUUAUGACUGAUAUAUAUUUGUUGGUUGCGAAAACAAAAGUUGGCUCAGAAAGUGCCGAAAUUAGCAAUGAAACGAGUAGCAACCAAAUCGCCAUGUUAAAACAAACAAAAAUGUGGCUCUCGUGGAUCUUGAAAGACUAUAAAAAGAUUUGUGAAGCACCAAGUCAAAAUGAAAAUGACGAUAAAUUUAAAAAUCUCAAGGAAAUUAUUCUGAAGUAUGUAAUUGCAUCAACUAAGCAAUUAGAGGCAAUGCUCGAAAGCGUGUCUGAGAAGAAUUGUAUCAUAAUGUUGUUGCCUAGCAACAAAGAGCCAGUACAGGAUUCAAUGGACAAAUCUAAUGAAGGCCUACUGCAUUACGUGCGCGAAACAUUCAGAGCCAAUCAAAUGGCGUUGGAAGCAGCUGUAGGAACAUUAGAGCUAGUAAAGAUCAGAGGAGAGACUGAUAUCAUCACAAAAAGUGAAAUAGAGGCUAAGAUAAAAGACCCUCAGCACAGAGGACUUUGCGAAAUUUUGAAGCGAAUGAACCAAUCGGUGGAUGCAUUGACAACGAGGUUGCAAAGCUUGAUUACGAAUGCAGAGCUCGCUAGGACGCCGUCAACAAACAGUUUUGAAAAUAUUGAAGGGAUGAAAGAGGUUGAAGAAAAUGGAACAAUGAACUUGCAGAUGAAUGCGUUAAAGCAAUUGAUUAAUAAGCGAAAUAACGAACUAGAAGCUCUUCGAGAGGAUCUCCAGUUUAUCAAGAUGGAAAAACAGCAGCUGAUUUCCGAGCUACAAGAAAAGGAUUUUGAUUUGGGAAAGCUUCAAGAUGAGGUGAAAAGACUUGACAAAUCAAGCACUGUGUUGGGAGAUCAGCUUUUGACGAUGAAAUCAGAUUACGAGAAAUCAUCGAAGGAAUUAGCUCAGAGGGAGGAGGAGCUAGAGUUGCUGAAAGAGAAACUGAGGUCACAGGUUGAUCGGGAAGGUGACGCUGGCGAAUUGAGCAGCACAGAAAGUGCGCGAUCAGAAAUCGAGAGAAAAGAAUCGGAGCUGAGGCGGUUGAGAUCGAGUCUGGAGGACAUUCGGAACGUGCACUGCAAUAACGAGGACAGAAUAAAGUCACUUCAGAACAAAAUCGAAGGAGUGACGCAAUUUCUAUCUACAAGAGAACAGCCAAUCCCUGAAGAAGAGCAUGACAAUGAGGAGACUCCCAAGACUAAAAAGGAGCAAUUGCUUGUUGUAAGAGAAAUCGAACUGAAAACAUCCCAAGCAAAGUUUUGUGAAGCAAAAGACUUGAAAAUCCGCAGUAACAGUAUAGGGCAAGAUGAAUCAGAAGAUGUCUCGAGAAAACUGCAGAGCAAGGAGAAGGAAAACAACUAUUUGCAAUCCGUUGUGCGAGAAUUGAAAAUGGAGCUGAUGUCGGUGCAACAGAGUCUGACAAAUGAAGACCAAUGGCGCUCGAAAUUUAACAACAUGAUUGACGGAAAGCCUUACACAAAAACGCCGGCAAGUCGUACGCCGCCACAGGCACCUUCUUAUGAAAACGAGAAGCUACGGCGUCGCAAUGUCGAGUAUCAGCAAAUCAGGCGAACAUAUAGAGGCGAAUCUGACCCAAUGACAGCGAGCAGUGACGAAAGACCGCUGGUUUCAGUGCACUCGCCCAAGCACUUCGGGUAUCCACAAAUGAUGUUACAUGAGCAGUACCCACAUGAUUGUGAGAUAUGUGCAAUGGAGUCUGUGUCAGGCGCGUCAACAUAUUUGUGUUCUGAUGAGGAGUGCGAUUGUAAUUACGCAUCAUGCGAAAUGUCGGAUACGUCUUUCGCAUCUGACGACGAAUUCGAACGAAGUAGAAUGGUUUCACCUGGUUUCAAGGGGGUUUACUCCAAAGAAGCAAGAAAUAUUUCGCUGCAAGAAGCCACGUUCGCCAUCAAAAAUCAGCACGAUAUGAACGUCAGACGGGGGGAUGGCUCACCCUCGCUCAUCCAUAACCCAGCCACAUCGCCGAGGCACAAGAGCAAAGGUCGCUAUUCUUUUGAUUAUGAUCGCCCAGUUGCCAAGUACACUGUUACUAACCUAACAAGAUCAAAUUCAGCUCGAUUGGCUUCACGUCCAACGUCCUCGUCUUCUAGCCAUUUCACAGAAAGGAGGUUUAGUUUGGAAAGGAGGUCUCUUGAAAGAAGGCCACGUUCAGAUGGGUCUUCUUUCUAUCCAAGAGAACACCUGUCUCCUCAACAUGAGCCCCCGUCUUUCAAGUCGUCGCAUUCACAGCAGUCUUCGGAUGAAUGUUCGAGUUUGAGUUCUGGCAGUGGGCCUUGCUCGGGGGUCGAUUGUCAACAUGACUGUAAAAAGCGGAAAUCGAGCAGGUUAAAAGGCAAACUGGUUUAACUCUAUUGGGAAUGAGACUUUCAUUGGAAUCAACACAAACAUUGCAGUAGUUAGUGAAUCAGCUAUUUAAGAAGCAACCUGCAGAAUCUAGAUGGCACACGGACAACUUAAAAGAGCACUUAACGGACACCUAAUCUGCAUAAUCUUCACUUGGUCUUAGUGUUUUAUCACUUCAACAAAUUAAGUUUGAUUUCAUAUAGAGUAUUGCAGAGUGCAGAGCACUGUAAGAGGAGCAAUCUCAAAAUUUAUUGAAAAACUUUAUAGGAUUAAUUUAUUACACGACUGAAUAAAGCUUAUUGCAAGUAUGUUUAUAUCAAGAAACCCUAGCUUGUUCUAUUGGCAUAUACAAUAUAGAAUUAA
Messenger RNA from Rhopilema esculentum, 9323 nucleotides. RefSeq lists its product as uncharacterized. Lineage: Eukaryota; Metazoa; Cnidaria; Scyphozoa; Rhizostomeae; Rhizostomatidae. The record is from RefSeq and is a predicted model, not a curated record.